AUGGCUCCAAGGUUGCUGGUAAAGGAGCCGGUGAGUUUUGAAUCUUGAGAAGUUUGGAAAAAAAUGACUCAUAUUUGUUGAAAUUGCCACUCUUUGUACGAGAAAUCAGAGCAUAAUAGGAAAGUAGGAAAGUUGGAAAGGUUCCUUUUAAAUGAGAAAAUUCAUUUCGAGACGAAUUUCUGUUCGAGUUUUAUUGAAAUUUGUCGAAUUUUUUAGUUUUUUGUGAUUUUUGUUUACAAUUCUAGUACAUAAUUAAAAAAAGAAGCUCAAAAAUCAAAGUUUAAGUCGGAAUUUAUAAUUUUUUUGUGUUUUAGAUUAUUUUACGGUUUCAAAAAUUUUUUUCAAGUUUUACUGAAAUAUUUCAAAUUUUUCUGCCUUUUUGUGAAUUUACCGGUUUGCAGGGUAUAUCUAGGAGCCUCAAAAUUUUUAAACGAAAUCUGUAAUUUUUUUCCCAUUUUUUUGAUCAUUUUACGGUUUCACUUCAUCUUUAUUAAAAAAAAUGAAUACCUGCUUAAUAAUAAUACAAACUUUCGAAUUUGUGAAUAUUUUUAGAAAAAAAUUUCUAGUUUUUUUAUUUGGAAAGUUGAGAACAGAAUAAAAAAAUCUUGACUAGGAUUUUAAAUUUUUUUUUUUUCGAAAGUAGAUUUAUUUUUUUCAUUUUCUAAUAAUCAUAUUGGAUUUGCGAUUUAUUUCUUUUUCUUUGUUUUUUCCGGGUUUUUAGAGGUUUAUAAAUCAAAUUUAUGGCUGACUCAACUCUAGUAAUCUCAGAAUUUUUGGAGGGAGAUCACAAAAAAAUAUUUCUUUUUAAGACUAAAGUUUAUAUUGAAAAAAAUUGGGUUAAAGGUCAAAUUUCGAAUAGAUUCAUCCAUAUUUUUAAAGGGAUAUUAUUUUUUUAAUCAUCUCAAAACGCAGAAAAAAACAGUUGAAAAAUUUCAAAUUUUUCGAUUUAACUUAAUAAUUUUUUUGCAUUUGAACUUUAGUUUUACAAUCUUGAGUAAAACGAUUUUUUUAUGGUUUUACAAAAAUUUAAAAUUUCACAAACCUCCCUAGAAAUUAAAAAAAUCGUGAGAAGAUCAAAAAAAUUGUGAAUCUUUUUGAAGAUAACGACGCCCAGUCGAGUAGAUCAAAUUUUUUGCUUCUUUGAAAAUUUCAAGUUUUUGGAUUUUUUUUUCGACUUUUUGCAUUUUUUAUGUUUUCAGUGUAGUGAUGCUAGAUUGUAGAACAGGGAUUUCGAAUAAAAAAAUAUUUAAAUCGAUAUUUUUUUACUCAUUUUUUUAAAACACUGUUCCCAAAAAGAGUCAUUUUUGAUUUGCGGUUGGAAAUUUUUUUACAAAUUGGCCAGAAUCCUUCUUGCUGUAUAAAAAAAGAUUCUUAAAGUCUCAUCCUUUAAAAAUUGCUAGUUUUUAAGAGAGGACACUUCAAAGUCAAAGAAAACCCUAAAAAUCCAUGAAAUAGGUUAUUUUGAGCUCUCAUUUCUCAAAAACUAGCAAGUUUUGCAGGUUGAAACUUUCAGAAUCUCUCUUCGGUACGUUAAGAAAUGUUCUGGCCAAUUUUCAGGAAAUUCCAAAUCGCAAAGUUAAAUGACCUCCCUUCUCCGUAUAUAUAGAGAUCAUAAUAAUUUUCAUAGAAAAAAUUGAAAAUUUACUUUGAAAAUAAAUCACUUCUCUGUUUCAGUUGUUGAUGAUCAGCGAGAAAACGGAGCCAACACAAGCCGAAUCGCCGAUUAUAACGUCACAUUCGAACCGAAUCGGCAUUUAUAGGGUAAUUAUUCGCAGAAAUUUAUAGUCUUUUCCGGUUUUUCCUUGGGCUACAGUAUCCUUCGUGUUGAAAUUUUAUCGUGUUUAUGGCGAUGAUCCUUUAAUAGCGGCGCUUUUUUGCAAACUGUUAUAGCCCAUUCCGUGCCAGCUUAUCACGAUUUUUGUCUUCCUACGAGUUACAGAACCCUUCUCUUUGGAACGCACGGGCUGUCUCGGUGCAUGCGCCUUUAAUAAGGAGAUGAAUUUCAGGCUUUUAGAGGCGCAUAUAGCCGAAGGUUUUCGUUUUAUUGAAGGCGCAUAUAGCCGAAGGUUUUCGUUUUAUUAAAGGCGCAUAUAGCGUUAAAUUCUCGUCCUAUUAAAGGCGCAUAUAGCGUGAAAAUUUUAGUUAUAUUUAAGGCGUAUACAGUAUCAACUUCUUGUUUUAUUAAAGACGUAUAUAUCCUAAAAUUCCUGUUGUAAAAAAGGAACAUACAGCCGAAGGUUUUCGUUUUAUUAAAGGCGCAUAUAGCGUUAAAUUCUCGUCCUAUUAAAGGCGCAUAUAGCGUGAAAAUUUUAGUUAUAUUUAAGGCGUAAACAGUAUCAACUUCUUGUUUUAUUAAAGACGUAUAUAUCCUAAAAUUCCUGUUGUAAAAAAAGAACAUACAGCCGAAAGUUUACGUUUUAUUAAAGGCGCAUAUAGCCUAAAAAAAAUUCCAUAUUAAAGGCGCAUGCACAGGGACAGACCGCGCGCAUCGAAGCGAAACUCAGAGAAAAACGAAAAUUUUGAAAAGUUGAUCAAAAAGAAAAUUAGAAAUUUUGUCAUUAUUAAAGGCUCAUGGUCACGCAGGAUUAGGAAGAAUCGACACGAAAAGGUACUGUACCUUGGGGGCGGAGCUACCUGACUAUGAAAAAUGAGGAUUUUUGAAGGUUUACACGGAACGAUGGCUCGUACUAGGAGUUUGUUGCCUUCUCGCCCUUUCCAGUGCCAUGGUAAUUUUCAAUUUUUUUAAAUUUUAUUAUUUAAUUUGUGCAAUUUAUGGACACAGGCUCAUAGAGAAUCCUGCGAAAAUUUGUUACGUUUCAAAAAUUUGAAAUCUACAGUAUUUUGAGCUUUUUUGCGCGCUUCGCUUCAAGACCUGUGAUUGGAAGGUUACGGUAUUUUGGAUGGAAUAUUUGUGUGAGAAAGUGGAGCAGAGUUGACAAUAGUAACAUAUAGGGGAAAAAAAAGGGAUUUCCUAAUUUUUUUGAAAGGGAUUUUUCAUAAGUUUCUCUAGACCCAGUACAUUCUUCUAAAGUAAGACCCAAAUAUAGUAAAAAAAUUGAGGAUAGCCCCAAAAACUGAACCAUUUUCAGCAAUGGAUCGGCUACGCUUCACUAACAGAUCAAUCGGAGAUUUAUUACCGAAAUAAACUGAUCAAUGAAACCAGUGACUACACCGUCGCCUGGGCAACAAACCAAAUCUUCCAGGUUUUUUCGUUGUUUGAAAAAAAAAAAAACAAAAAAAUGAUUUUUUUUUUCGAAAAUUGUCAAAAUUCAAAUGACGCGGGCAAAGUUGGAAUGGUGUGUAAUAGUCGCUAAAAUGGAGUAGCUCAAAAAAGGCUGCAAAAAGGCUGAAAAAAGGCUGCAAAAAGGCUGCGAAACGGCUCCAAAAAGGCUGAAAAAAGGCUGCAAAAAGGCCGCAAAAUGGCCGCAAAAUGGCCGCAAAAUGGCUGCAAAAAGGCUGCAAAACGGCAGCAAAAAGGCAGCAAAAAGGUAGCGAAAAGGCUGCAAAAAAAGCUGCGAAACGGCUCCAAAAAAGCUGCAAAAAGGCCGCAAAAAGGCAGCAGAAAGGCUGCAGAAAGGUAGCAAAAAGGCAGUAAAAAGGCAGCAAAAAUGCAGCAAAAAGGCAGCAAAAAGGCCGCAAAAUGGCCGCAAAAAGAGUCCCUUCUUCGGGCCUUCUAUUUUUUCUGGGUUUAAUAAAUGGUGGAAAAGGGAGAGGAAGCAAAAAUGGUGCAUAACAGGCCAUAAAAUGGAGAAAAAAGGCAGAAAAAAGGAACCUUCGUAACCCGAAAAGGAAAAUUCCUAUGGGCCUUUUCCGACUUUGCCUAUGUUUGUCGAAAACUAAGAAUUUUGUCAAAUUUUCAGAAAAAUCAGAAUAAAAUCAAUUUUCUCCGUGAAAAAAGGCCAAAUUUCAGUUCGUCGCAGUGUUGACUGGCGUCGGCGGAAUGUACAUAACUGAUAAUUACGGGAUUCUUUGUGCGGUUGGUUGAAAAUCGCUGAAAAAAUAAAUAAAAAAUCACUUUAGGCCCUAAUCGGCACGUCUUUGAACAUGUUCGGCUCCUUGGUAAGACUUGGAGCCUCCCUUCCACUCAUAACUUCAUUUUUGGCCCGCGAACUUGUCCUUCAUGCAGGUUUUACAGUCCAAAAUGAUCAUAUUUCCGAAAAUUUUAAAGGUUCAAUCGUUGUCGCGGCGGCCCAAGCCUUUUUCCUCGUUUUACCCUCGAAAAUCGCCGAAUGUUGGUUCGCUGAUAACCAGAGAGCCGUGGCUAACGUUCUUUCUUUCAUUGGUUUUUUUAAAAAUAAAAAAAAAAAACAAAAUGUUUGAAUUUUUCAGCAAAUCCCGGUGGCGUCGCGCUUGGAACGAUUGUGCCUUCGUUGCUUUUUGGCAAUGAUACGUCUUCGUUCAGUCCAGAAUCAUGGACCUUUUUUAUUUAUGUUCGUGGUAAAUCGAAGAAAAAACAGUUUUGCGUGGGGUUCCAAACUUUUGCCGGAAAAAACCUCUGUCAAUUUGGGAAAAAAUUGAUUUUCGCGCUUUCGAAUAUGCCGCGAAGUUUUUUAAAACAAGCUAUGAUAUUUUAAAAUAGAAUAAAAAACAAAAAAAGAAGAAAAUCCACAAAAUUUCAACAAAAUAAGAAAGUGUCGUGAGAUUAAAUGUUUUUGUGCAAUACUGUGUCUGCACAACUAAGCGGCUACCGUACUAUAAAACAUCGAAAAUUGGAUAUUUUUUCGGAUUUUUUGCUUGUUUAGUUCAUAAAUUUUCACAUCCAUCAAGUAUUGCAAAUUCCGUCCUUUAAUAUGAAAUUUUUCAAAUUUCAUUUAAUUAUGAAUGCGAUAUCACUUGAAAAAAAGUUUUUAUACCUCUGAAAAAGAAGAAUUUUUUUACACAAGAACUGUUCUUUUUGGUCUAAAAGGUGGAUUUUGAGACAUUUUGUUAAUUUUAAGCUAUGAAAAGGUCAAAAAAAAAAUAAAUAAGGAUGUUAUUGAUUUAUAAACUUUCCACGGAAUUUCUUUUUUUCAGCUCAACAUCUUCUUUUAAUAUGAAGGAAGAUAUUUUUCGAAUUUGAGGAUUUCAGGGUGCAGGAAUGUCACUUUUGGCCCUGCUGCCGUUCGUCAUGUCGUUGUUCAUGCGGAGAAGCGUUCCGAAAACCCCGCCCUCGGCUUCGUCGGCCUCGGCGAGUCAUCAGAAGCCGAUGCCCUUCUGGACCUCCAUCAUCUUUUGCUUAUCGUAAUCUUAUCUUUCUGAAAAGAAUAUGAAGAUCAUUUCCAGAAACAUCCAGUUCCUGGUGCAAAUGAUGGUUUUCGCCCUCGCUUUUGCCCUUUUAUGGAGCGUUUUGAUGUUUGUCGUAGAUGUCCUUUAUUUGCAGGGAUACACGUUGCAGGGGUGAGUUCUAGUGGUCCCUUAAGGGGGGGCUUGAAAGUUUCUUUCUAGGGACUACUUUACCUCCCCCUAAGGGGGCCCUGACGCUUGCAAAAGUGGUCUCAAGGGGUUUCACUUAGAAACCACUCUAGGGGUUUUAGAUAGUGGCCACUUUAGGGAAGCAUCCUGGUCUUUUAUUUUAAUGAGCUUCGUGAAAAGAAGCCUUUCCAAGCGAAAACUCGAUAAUUUAACCUUUUUUAAAUAGGUGGUCCCUAUAGGGGUUCAUGGCCUGACCUCCAAGCCUCUAGAGCUCUUAAAAGUGGCCCCUAUAGGGGUCUUAGCCAAAAGACUCAAUCGAUAAAAAUUGAUAAAGGAUUUAAAUAAGGCCCCUAUAGGGACCACUUGAAGUCUUGGGGCUUAGAGGUCAAUCCAUGAACCACCUAAAAUUUCACCCCUCUAGGGAUUACUUUAUUGUUCCCUAACCCCUCUAGGGGUCACUCUUGCGUUCCUAAGUUUUUUUUUGGCUUCCUUGGUUCAAUGAACUAACAGAACCGACUAUUUGAUUCUUCCAGGAAGAAAAUUUUUUUUCAAAAUGAGGCUCGAUUUUUUGAAAACUCUGAAGAUAUGGUCUUAUGAACAACGGAGAAACAAGAGUUCAACUUUUUUUUUUCUUGAGUUUUUUUAGUUUUGAAUUUUUCAGAAGAGAAAAGAGUUUUGAAAUGUACCAAAUUAUAUAAAAGCGCCUCGAAAAUGACACAGAAAUCGAGUUUUUCAAAGAAAACCCCUUAUUUUCAGCUCUUAUCACGUUUGAAAAUGAAUCGAGUCGCAUUUUUUGAAAUUUCUAGAGAAAUUUUCUCUCGAAUCGGUCAGUUUUUACCUUUUUCAGGUACCCAGUGGCUUUUGCGGCAAUUAUCGGUACCCUGACGUCACUUUUAUGCGGGCAUAUCGCUGAUAAAACGAAAAAAUUCAAGGUUUCCUCAUUAUUUCCCAAUGGAUCUUGAAUAUUUUCGAAAUUUUUCAGGAGAUUAUUCGCGUCUGUUCGAUCGGUUUUUGUCUGAGUGUGAUAGCUUUGAGAUUUGUGAGUUUUGAAAUUUUUUCUGAAAAAGAAAAAUUGAUAAAUUUUCAGUUUUUGACCAAGAAAAAUGAAAGCGUCGCUGAUUCGAUCAUCAUUUUUGUCAUUGUCGGUGCGAUGGGUAGGGAAUUUUUCGGUAUUUUUGGACGCAUUUGGAAUGGCUUGACGCGUCGCGUUCGCUUUUGAAACCCGAAGCGACUCGGGCCACGUUUUGAGCAGUUAUAGGGAUCAAUUUAGAGGCUUCUUAAGGGAUCCCUUGAAACCUCAGAACUGUCCGAAGUUCGAUGAAGCCUUGGAGCAAGCUGUUGAGAGGGAAAUGCGCUGCUUAGGGACGUCAGAGUGGUCCCUAGAGUGGCCGUUAAAAAUUUCCCUAUUGGGAUAUCUAGAGCUUGCAAAAGUGGCCACUUUAGGGGAGCAUGCCUAAACGUCUUUUUAAUUUUCAAAUCAGAACUAAAAAUAAAUAGACUACUUUAGGGGCCACUUAAGCUUUGGGGGCAGACCUUGAACCCUUCUGGGGAUCAUUAUUUUGUCCCCUAUAGGGGCUGUUCUUUUCCCUAACCCCUCUAGGGACCAUCCUGGCGCUCCUAAAGUUUUUCCAACCAAAAAAGCGACGCUUUGAGCCAUUCCCAAUGCGGUCAAAGUGUUUCAGGCCGAUUAUUUCAAUUAAGUUCGUAGUUUUGUGCAUUUUCAGGCGCCUUCUCAAUCCCACAAUUCCCGAUCGGCGUCGAAAUGGGCGUCGAAACGACGUUUCCCGUGUUGGAGGCGACUUCCUCCGGCCUUUUGGUCAUUUUUGGGCGAGUUUUUUUUUCCCCGAAUAAUAAUGAAGUUCAUAAGAAUAGUAUUUUUCAAAAAGCUGAGCAGAAAAAAUAGGCGUUAAAUGACUUUUUUUAAGCGGAAAAUUCUGAUCAAAAUGACCUCUUCUAAAGAUUUAUUAUACAAGAUGCGCAAUAAAUAUUGAAACGCGUUUGAAACGUUAUAACUUUCUCAAAAGUCAACCAAACACCACCAAACUUGGAACAAAUGUUAUUCAUACAAUAUAAAAACAAAAUUCAAGAAUAGUUUUCAAAACGUCAUCCUUUAGCAUUGAUAACGGCCUUCAGUCUCUUCGGAUACGCACCGAUCACGGCACGAAGGUAGUCGUCGUCGAUUUCGUCCCAUUUCUUGAUGAGCGCGGUCUUCAGGGCUUUGAUACUUGGGUAGUUCUUAGAAGAGACCUUCUCGGUCAGAUAUAUCCACACGGCAUAGUCCAUCGGGUUGAGAUCGGGCGAGGAAGCAGGCCAAUCAGCAGCCGAGAUGAACUCGGAAAAUUGGCGCGAUACCACUCUUGAGUCCCUUUGGCACGAUGAGCGGGGGCGCCGUCUUGCUGGAAGGUCCAUGGUCGGUUUCCGUAGUGAGAAUUGGCUCAGGGCAACACCCUCAACUUUAAAAUCUACUCCCAGUAGUAUACUUGGUUCACUUCGACUCCAGAAUCCACAAAAAUCAGCGGAGUUUUGCCGUCAGCGGUAAUUCCGGCAAAAACCAUCACGGAAGCCGGAUGCGAAGUUUUAUUCAGAAUUUUUUCUUUUUCACAGGCACUCUGAUAGUCAGUAGCGAUGUUCCGAUGAUUUUGGCCGUUCUUGUUCGCCUCCAUAGUGAAGAUUUUCUCGUCGGUAAAUAGCGUCGUCAGAUGCGAGCCAUCUUUCGUGCCAGCGAGCAGCUUUCAAGUCUUUUCCAUCCGCAAUGUCUUGUUUUUUUGAUUGAGGAAGGCUCCUUUCUGCAUACGGUAGGAUCAUCUUCAGCUUGUCCUUGACAAUAGUUCUCAUCGAUUCUCGACUCAUUUUGUAUUCUUUUGCCAUCUUUCUCACGCUUCUUGCCGGAUUGCGUCUGAUUUUCUCUCGAACGGCUUUGACUGCUUCUGGAGUCGUGACGGUGACUGGACGUCCCAUUCUUUGCAUGUCAUCUGAAGUACCGAGACGCCGAUAGCGUUGUGCAGUUCGAAAAACGAGAACACGAGACACUUUCAGCUUUUUAACGAUCUCUGAAUUCGUCAUUCCGUUUUUGACACAAUCAAUGAUUGCGGUACGGUACGGAGAUGGGGCCACCAUUACCUGAAAACUGAAAAGUAUGAGCUGUAACUUCAAACACAUGAUAAGUGAGCAUGAAUGAACGAAAUAAACAGAAAAAUUCAAAGGCCAGUCCAUUGUGCAAAAAGCAGCGAUCAAACAAAAAACUGUUUCAAUAUUUAUUGCGCACCCUGUAGAAAAGUGGGGAUUUUUGGUAAUUUUUUCAGUUUUUUACACGCGAUUUUUAACUGUGGUCGCAAGAGGAAUGGCUCAGAGCGUCGCGGAUGCGUUGCAGUUUGAUAAAAGUCUCAAAAAAAAAGCGGCCGUUAUUGUUUAAAAACUGUUUAUUGCAUCUUCAAUGUAAGAGUACAUGUGCAAUCGACUUUCAUUGAUUUGACUGUGUUUUAAACGGCGGCAGGAGCUGUGGCUUAGGCAGAGAAGUUGUGAAUUUCGCUCGUAGAACAUCAGGUACAAGAGAGGUCGUAGGAAGAAAUACGGUGCCGGCUUUCCAAAGGCCGAUGGCAGAGAUUGAGCCUUUUCGCUGCAUGCAGCUUAUGCUUCGAAGAAAAUUUUUCGUGGCUUCUUGAGCGCAAGUAGCUUUUGGUCGGUCGCAGUCUUGAAUGACCGCUCCGUGAGCCAUUUCAAAUCCGGAUUCGUUAUUUGAGGCAAACCGAGCAAAACUGAAUAGACAUUCAAGAAAAGUUUUGCGGUCGAAAAGGAGUGUUGACAAACAUGUUCGCGGCGCGCAAACCGCUUCGGGUCGGUCGCAGUCGCUUUUUGAGCCAUUCCAAAUGCGACCAUGAGCUUUUGGUUUGAUGAAAACUGAUUAGAACUGAAUAGAAGUUGAAAAAUUUUUUUUUACAUUUUUACGUUUUUUUAAUAGGAUUCUUCAACUUAUUAAUAUUUUUUCUCUGGUUGAAGAAAUUUUUUUGAAACUGAAAGAUCAAUUACUUUCAACUGUUUUUGGCAAAAAUAACCUGAAUUUCAGGCAAUUAUGGAUGUUCAAUAUCAGUUGGAUCUUUGCCGACAUCAGCAAAACCGAUUGGUUUUAUCAAGUUGAGAAAAAUGUCAACUGGAAAUGUGGGUUCCUUUUUUUUAAGGCAGUCAUUUUUGAAAAUUGAAAGUUUUUAGUGACGAUUGACGUUUGCAUCGCGUUUUCAUUGCUUUCAGUCGUUCUGUCAACUGUUUUUAUGAACCCGAGGUUGGUAGGAAAUUUAAAAAAAUGGAUUUUGGGAAUUUUUUUAGUAAAAAUUUUUAGAAAAAUAGCGAAUAUUUGAGUUCAGAGAGCAAAAAAAGAAGAAAAAUGAAUUUUUUGCAUUAAGAUGGCCGAUUUUACUGUGAAUCUGAGUGAGUGGAUCGCAUUUUUUUGAUUUGAAAUUAUAAAUUCGAAUAAAAUUCAUUGAAAAAAAAGGCGAUUUUUUUGAAUUCAAAGCGAAAAAAAGACGAAAAAAAUGGCAUUUUGUGGCAUCUGGACAACUGAUUUCACUGUAACUUUGAGCGAUUUUUGAAAAUUAGGAGUAAAUUUUUUUAUAAAAAAAGGGAGCGGUAUUCGCAAUAAUAGAAGUCACUGUAAUGUAAGGGAUCCCAUAGCGAAAAGGAAAAUAUGUCAGAAAGCUUUUUUUCGAAUGAAGUCUGAAAAAAACUCAGUGAUUUUUCAGUAUUCCUCAAAAUAUCUAAUUCCAAAAAAAAAGCCAAGCCUUUUACAGAUAUCUUCGGCUAGAAAUGGAAUCUUCUACCUUGGCCGGAACUACGUCCAGAACCACAGAAUCGGAACUUCACGAGCGAAGAUCGAAUCCCGACAGCGAAAUCGAGUCCCAAGCGGAAUUUUGA
This is a messenger RNA of Caenorhabditis auriculariae, 10296 nucleotides long. NCBI's taxonomy places the organism in Eukaryota, Metazoa, Nematoda, Chromadorea, Rhabditida, Rhabditidae. The record is from the annotation of a GenBank genome assembly.